Messenger RNA from Maudiozyma barnettii, 1314 nucleotides. It is a transcript of the gene MTF2, whose product is annotated as Mtf2p. The record is from RefSeq and is a predicted model, not a curated record. The coding region runs from base 1 to 1314 and encodes 437 amino acids. The transcript has a single exon. Lineage: Eukaryota; Fungi; Ascomycota; Saccharomycetes; Saccharomycetales; Saccharomycetaceae. Gene Ontology annotation, cellular component: mitochondrion.
AUGUUGCGUUAUAGUAGCAGUAAAAUACUACAACUUGGUACUCGAAAUACUGCACGCUUACUUCAUACAAAUGUACAGAUAUUACAACAAAUAAAAUUAGAGACUAACACACCACUGUUGGAUUCAACUACAGAAAACCUUAAAGAAGAUGAAGUUGAGGCCAGUGUGAAAGAACGUAUGAUAUUUGGGAGUAUAUUUGAAAGAAUGCAACGAAAGGAAGAACUUCGAAACCAGAGAAUGUCUGAACUACUAGACACUGAAGGAGAUAAAAAAGGAAAAGAUAUUGGUGAAGUGAAGGUGAAUUUUGGACAAAAUGAACAAUAUGAAGAUAUAGAUCCUGAAGAUAUUAAUCUGGUAGAAUAUUUCAAACAAGAAAGUGAAAAAAAUAAGGAAAAUGAUGAUUUAUUUUCCAAAGUGGAUAGAAACAAGAAAGGUGGAACAGGUAAAUCGUCUAUCAUUUAUGACCUUUUUGAAAAUAUAGAGAAAUCUAUCCUUCAAAAUAAAAAAAGAACUUUAGAACAAGCUGAUGCUAUGAAGAUCGUCAAUUUCUCGCCGUCAUCAUUACCAACACCGAAUGUCAUACAAUCUCAAAGUUUAGGGAUUGAUGUCAAAAAAUUGGAAGACGAAGAACGGUAUAAAGCAGCCAUGGAUAGCGCCAUGAAACCAUACACUGACCAGUUAAAAUUGAGUAUUUCAUCUGAUUAUGAUGUCCUUGAGAAAAUAAAGGAGAUGAUUAAAUUGUUUACAGCAAGAGAUAAAUCGCUUGAUAGUUUAAAUAAUAAUCAACCUGUUGAUAUUAUCAACACAAUAAAGGGCUACAGUGAGAAAAAUUCCGAAGUUAUCCCUGAACCUUAUGUAAUCACAAUACCGUACUGUAUGCUUAGACUCUUAAUAGGCCCCGAAUUUAAUAUGUCAAGCGAGAGGAAAUACAAUAUAGCAACUUACGUCUAUCACGAAUGUAAGACAUGCCAGGAUUUAUCAUUGUAUUUAAACAUGUGCAAUGUAAUUUUCUAUAACCAACUGCUGAGACUUUCAUGGGAGAAUUUCAAAGAUAUCAAGCGCAUAUUGGACUUGACCACCGAGAUGAAAAUCAACGGUAUCCUUGGUGACAUCGAGACUGUAGAACUACUAGGUACAUUGAUACGAGAUAUAGAUGCUACUUACGAUGAUUAUCUUCCAGUUGAAAAUAAUAUUGAGGAGAAUAGUGGAACAGCUAAAGGUAUUUUAUGGACACACCAAACAAGAAUAUACCUGAAUGAAGUGAGAAAAUACUUGAAACAACUAAAACUUGCAUUAACAGCCGAACAAUCGUAG